AAAGAGUCUGAAGAAAGUAUCGUAAAUGUAACUAAAGAAAUUCUUAGUGUUUUAAAAGAUAUUUGGAACAAUUUCACUUUCAGUUCUGAAUUUGCAAAAACAUUAAGUGAGGGGACAUAUCAAUUAACUAUCAUAUUACCAGCAAUUCGAGCUUCGUUAAAAAAUCUUCCUAUUGGUGAUUCCUUUUUCAUUAGUACAUCGGAAAAACAAAGUGUUGCCAGUGCUAACAGAAAAGGGGAUGGAUUUAUGGGGAGACUCUUUGGUUUGCUCAUCAUCGCCAAUGCCCCCAAAACAGAGGAAUUGAUUUGCCUAUACGAAAUAACGAGAAAACAUUACCUUUCACUUGUACCAGAACUUCUUAAACCUAAAGUAUUCGGAGAUAAAGAAACUGAUGAAUAUGUGAAAAUGUUUCAAAGGAUGCUUGGGUAUAUUUCUGAUGAAAUGAAUGCAUUCCAGUCUAAGCGUAUUGAGGAAAGUGGAGUGCUUCAGUUUCAGUGUGAUGAGUAUAUAUCCAAAAUUUUUGAACUUAAAGCACAGAAAUAUGAUCUUGAGUAUAAGAAUAAAAAUCAAAAAUAUCUUAUAGAUGAACUUAAAAAACAAUUAGAAUCUAGUCACCUUGUUACUGUCGAAGGUAAGAAAAAUCAUAAAUUUCAGGAGAAAUGUAUUCUAAUAGCCCAGAUACUUUUUAAUGAGGAACCCGUAGUUGAAUAUCGUUCAUCGUUUAUGGAAGAUUUAGAACUUGAUGCCUUCUUCCGAAUUAAUCGAAUCGCAUUAGAGACGCAAGGGGCACAACAUCGGCUUCAUCACACUGGCUGGUAUAAAGAUAUUAAAAAACUUGAGGAUAUUGUUAAUCGUGAUCGGAAAAAAAAAACACUAUGCCACCUUAACAGAAUUUAUCUUAUUGAGGUAUGGUAUGAUGAGAAACCAGAAAUUGUUAUUCCUCAAAAGAUAAAUAAAAUUAAAGAGUUUAUUAAUCGAGAAAGCUUCGAUCUCUCAUAA
Diversispora eburnea is the source of this 999-nucleotide messenger RNA. Lineage: Eukaryota; Fungi; Glomeromycota; Glomeromycetes; Diversisporales; Diversisporaceae. The record is from the annotation of a GenBank genome assembly.